AUGCAAUCCGAGCCUACUGCCGUAUCCGAAAAGACGUCUUUCCCAGAUCCACCCCGCGCAAACCCCAAUCCUACCCAGCAUGGAAAUGUUUCUGAAGCGAGCCCAGUCUCUGGUCUUCUCCCUGAAGAGAAGUCUGGAGGCUCGGGAGCGCCAGACGGGUCGACUUCCACAGAGACCGACGAUACGCCCUUGAACAAUCUGGGUGAUGUUGUGUCAACCCCGCCUUCGGCUCAACGGGUGAGCCAGCAUGAAAAUGCUGGGACUCCAAGAAAGAGAGGGGCAAACCAUGGGUUUCAAGUUGUGGCCAGUGAUGAGUCUACACUCCCUUUGGAGACACUUCCAAAUGAGGUUCUUACUCACAUCUUGUCGCAUCUGCCACCGCAAUCUCUCUCCGCAAUCACCUUGGUGUCUCGUCGAUUCCAUGCACUCGUCACAACCCCACAUGCCUGGAGAAUCGCUUUCUCGCGGUUCUUCCCAGGCCCUCAAAGCGUGGUGGAUGCGCGCCAUCUGGACCAAGAUGAUUUAGUCUCGGAUAGACGGUAUUUCGCGCGACUGACCGCACUCGCGUCUUGGCGUAGCGAAUACAUCCUACGAACUCGCCUGAUGCGGUCGUUAGCUCGAGGCAAACCAGCGGAUUUCCAGCCAUCGAAAAAGAAUGGCACCGUUCGCGCGGUAGCCUCGCGCAAUGGAAGUGCUAUCGCAACAUACACUUCACAGCUGGUGCUCCCCGUCAGCCAUCUCCAUGGAUCCUUCAAAACUUCUGACAAAGAACCGCGUUUUAUUCAUGGCGCUUCUGAACAAGGCAUCGCCUCAGCGAGUGACCCGUCGACCGUGAAGGUGGGCACCUGGGGAUUAUCAGAUCACCAGAUGUUCCGACACUUUGCGGACAUGUUCCCCGGAGAUGCACCGUAUGGUCUCGGAGCCGGGGAGAUGGUCGGUACUUCCAACUCCAUGGAUGUGAGCCAGCCUUAUGGCAUGAUCUAUGGUGAGGGAUGUCCCCUCGGCCGCAGCUACUUCAUCUCAACUACGGAGAAGCGUGGCCGGUUCUUAGGACUUUCGGAGUUGGGUUCUCACCCACAGCUUGGAAUUCCCGCAGUGAAUAUGAUCACUCAUGCCGUUUGCUCCGUAUGGAUUGCCAAGUCUUCCUCGGUCCUUAAAACGACUGGAGGUAUUGUCGCCAUGAUGUCAGGUUCAUCUUCUGGUUUACUGACAACAUAUGCGCUUGGCCCUCAUCCCACAUACGAGAGGCGGUACGAGGAAGGACAGGUAACUGCCAGAUGGGUCUUGUGCCCAGGCGUGCCGAUUAUCGGCAUUGCUGUUGAUGAGAGUUACUCGCCGAGGCGUCACUCCCGUCGACGAAUUUGGGCCGUUGUCUUGAACGCGCUGGGUGAAAUCUUUUACCUUGAAGAUCUUCCACACGCGCAAGACAUUCCACCAACGGCAAAGUUGACACCCGAGCAGUCUGACGAGCAGGCUUGGAAGACUGGUCGCACGGUCCGCUGGGAGCUUGUUGAAGCGAGUCGGCGCAUCGCUCGCCCAGACCCCUUCAACCGAGAACUGGUCGAUGGAAGCUAUACCCCGCGAUCUUCCUCGGAUUUCAUGCAACUCAAUGAAAGCCAGAUUGCCGCAGAAACGAAAGAAAUUGAAAAUUAUCUUUCUUUCAAGCCGAAACAUUUCCGCAAGGUUUGCGAGGGCUGGAACAUGCGGCGCGACUUGCAAGUCGAUUUUGCGGGUGAUGAUGGACGUGGGUCUGGGGAGUCGGUGAUUGUUAUUGCCCGAGGCGCGGAUGAAGCCGAGAAAGCAUCCGUCCGACGAUAUGUUCGAGCUGCGUCUAGCUUUGACCUAAAAUCCUCACCGGGAACGCCAGGCCACGAACAACAUCGCUCUCUAUUCGGCGGGCCGGUUGGAGCAUCAACUCCAAGUAGCAUUCCAGCCUCUCGACCCUCAUAUGAGGUGAAUGAUGUGGCGAAUAACGCUGAAUGGAAGAUCUCGAACUUUGUAUUCGAUGACCGCAAAUCGAUUGAAGUGACUACCACCGCCUUAGAUAACUCUUUGUUUGCGACCGUCACCGCGGAAGAGGAUCCUUUGCUCGCAAUGUCUGGGAGUUCAUUCUCGUCUGCGACUUCAUCCCCGAUGCUGCCUCAUAUGGACCAGCCGCGGACAGCAUUGGAGGUCCCAGGACAACGAGCCAGAUAUCUGGCCGUGGGAACGGCGAGCGGCACAAUCUAUGUUUGGGAUAUCCGUGCACUGGCUGCGCAAAGAGCAGAUGUGAUAAAUUCCAUUGCUCCGCUUCGGAUUAUCCAAACCGAGUCGCCCCAAGUCUCUUGCGUGGCACUGACAUCGCUAUAUCUGGUGCAUGGUGGCAACGACGGUCUCGUACAGGCGUGGGACCACCUGGCCUCGUCUACUCGGCCAAUCCGAACCAUUAAUUCUCGUUUCUCAACCCGUGCUCGCCGCCGGCUGGUCCAGGCAGAGGCCACCAUGCUUGGCGUGGGGAAUAAUUUCUUCGCUGCGGGCGCUAUUUGCCUAGACCCAGAUCCAACAGUUCUUAGGGGCAUGGUUUCCCUCGGUACUCACCUGCGCUACUGGUCGUACAGUUCAUCUGGCGCCGAUCAGUACAAGGGCACUAAGCGCCAGCUUCGACGCGGCCUUCGCGGUAGUAACGAGGCUAAUAGCGGUCAACGUUUCACGUCGAGUGGACGCGGAGCAAUCAAUGACUUCAUCGAAGACGAACGGAUCGAAAUCAAGCGGCAGGAGAUCGAAGAUGCCAGGGAGCAAGCCCAUCUCAGCGCACGCUUUGGAGUGGAUCUUCUUGGUCCUGACAUUGACGAAGAACAACUGCUUCUCUACGCCCAACUUUUGAGUCAGGAAGCCCAUAGUGGAGCUGAGGCAGACACGCAAAAGCGCGACGAUACCGCCAUUGCGAGCUCCCUCGGCACUUCAUACAGUGAUCCGGCUGGGCCUAGCUCCUGCGGCUUCGACGAGCUGUCGUCUUCCUCAUCGCCCUAUCAAAAUGCCGUUGAUGACGACGCCGUGGACGACGAUUUGGCCGAAGCCAUUCGUCUGAGUCUUCUCGAGGAGAAGGCUGCGGACCCUUAUCCUUCUGUCGACUUGACGCCUUCUAUUCCGAUCAAGUACGCAAAGGGCGUGAGGAGGCGCUCUUUAUCACCAUCCCCGUCGAUGACUGGUCCCGAGAGCAGUCAGCAAAAAGAGAUGGAUGAUCUUGAGUUUGCUAUUCAGCUCAGCUUGGCCGAGGAUCAAAGCCGUGAUGUUCAAGAGUGGGAAGAAUUUCCUGCUCUGGCGUCGGGGCAUUUGUCAUCUUCUCAGUCCUCUGGGAAGGGGAAGGGCAAGGCGAGAGCGCUCUAA
Molecule: messenger RNA, 3366 nt
Organism: Penicillium verhagenii
Lineage: Eukaryota; Fungi; Ascomycota; Eurotiomycetes; Eurotiales; Aspergillaceae
Product: F-box and WD domain protein
Exons: 2
Coding region: 1-3366 (1121 amino acids)
Biological process (GO): proteasome-mediated ubiquitin-dependent protein catabolic process
Cellular component (GO): proteasome regulatory particle, base subcomplex; cytosol; nucleus
Molecular function (GO): polyubiquitin modification-dependent protein binding
Source: RefSeq, a predicted model, not a curated record